AAAAUCUUCAGCAUAUUACUUUACCUCCCUCGAAGCUCUUUGAAUCGGGUAGGUUGAAUAUAUAGGACGUUGAGAUGUUGAGGAAAGGAAGCAAAGUUUCUGGUAGAGGAGAGACGGGUGCACCAAAUUAUGCUUUUGGCCCAGCUGAAGAUGAUGUUAUUUUAAAACACAGACUUCUGACCCAUACCACGACUACGAGAGGUGAACCGCCAUUGAAGAAGCUUCAAAGGAAGUUCAUCUCAUUUGUGUUAGAGGUUGAAAAGGAUGAAGGUAACUGUAACGAUUUUGCAAAACUUUCCAAGGAUUUCUUGCGAGAGUUGUCUGCAUUUGAAAUUCCAAUACUGAAGGGUAAGGGUAAGGCUGUUAUUGAUGCAAACCUUAGAGAAAAGGAGAGCUUCAUUGCGUUGAAAGAUGAGAUAAAUAUGCAGAUAUUGUUUGCACGGACUGUCAUAGAAGAUCUAAAGAAACAACUAGAGGAAACUAAGUUUGAGAGGCAGCACAAGGAGGAGUGUGAAGCGAUUACAAAACUGGUCUCUUCACAACCACCAAGAUCAGAUACAGAGAAAAGCAUCAGAGAGAGAGAAGGAGAUUGCACCGCUGGUGGCAGAGGAUACUGCUGGUUCAAGGUUACUGGAGUUUCGAAAAAAACAGUUUGCAUUGCUGCUUCAUGUGGUGGAUGAGUUGCAAAAUACCAUAGAGGAGGAACAAAACAGUUUGAUUGACUAGAUGAUAAUGGUGACUGAAAAGCAGAAGAGUGGGAUGGAAGAUGCCAGUGGGGGCUCUGAAGCCAUGGCUGUUGAGUAGCUUGGAGCUACAUCCAAGCUUUGCACUUGUAAGGUUUUGUAAUUUUAAAUCGUGAUUGUUUCCAUCGAAAUAAUCUUAAAACUUUGUUUGUG
Molecule: messenger RNA, 896 nt
Organism: Hibiscus syriacus
Lineage: Eukaryota; Viridiplantae; Streptophyta; Magnoliopsida; Malvales; Malvaceae
Product: THO complex subunit 7B-like
Exons: 3
Coding region: 75-680 (201 amino acids)
Biological process (GO): mRNA processing; mRNA export from nucleus
Cellular component (GO): THO complex part of transcription export complex
Source: RefSeq, a predicted model, not a curated record